Molecule: messenger RNA, 2758 nt
Organism: Haliotis rufescens (red abalone)
Lineage: Eukaryota; Metazoa; Mollusca; Gastropoda; Lepetellida; Haliotidae
Exons: 3
Coding region: 83-2008 (641 amino acids)
Molecular function (GO): protein binding; zinc ion binding
Source: RefSeq, a predicted model, not a curated record
GUUUAAGUUAUGUCACGUGACACGAGGCAGCAACCAGGACGUGAGACGCCUUCAGAGAGGAGACGCGGCCAUCGUAAUAUCGAUGGCGACCGCUAAGAAGCUCACAGAAAACCACCUCACCUGUGUCAUCUGUUCUGAGGUGUUCACAGACCCAGCCACACUUCAGUGUCAUCAUACAUUCUGUAAGUCCUGUCUGCUGAAAUACACCUACACACAGCCGGAAGCAGUACAAGCCAAGUCCAUCCCAUGUCCCUCCUGUAGACAACUGACGAGUGUGACCAACCCUGACAGUCCAGUAGAGGAGUGGGUCAGUCAGCUGAAACCAAGCCAUGUCAUACAGGGGCUGAUGGACGACUUUGGACCCGGCACAAGGGCUGUGGAGGAACAUGUGUGCAGCGUUUGUACAAAACAAGGAAAGACAACUCCAGCCACUUCUUGUUGCUCUGUCUGCGAUGUUGUGUUCUGUGAAGGAUGUCUCCAGAUGCACAACAUGAUGCCAGGGCUGUCUGAUCAUGAAGUCGCUCACUUGUCUGAUCACACCAAAACAAAGGUCAAGCGUCGCUUCAUGUGUCAAGUCCACAGAGAUGAAAAGGUGAAGUUGUUCUGUAAGGACUGCAAGCAGGCAAUAUGCACGAUAUGCAGCAGUAUAAGACACAGGGCAUGUAAGGAUGUUGAUACAAUAGAGAGCACCACCCCUCUUGUGAAGGAACAACUGACAAGCAAAAUAGAGCGGCUCAGAAUCAACAUGACAGCUACUAAUAAUAACAUAACCUGGAGAAAAUCUACAAUUCAAGAUGUAAAGAGUAAUUCACAAACCCUCAAAGAUCAAGUCAUAAAGACACGGGAAACAGUGAUGCGUGCUAUUUUAAGAAAAGAGAAGCAACUCCUUGGAGACAUCGACAAAGCUACUGAUGAACAAUUACAUGCGUUACAAGCAGAUCUACAAUCCCAGGAGAUCGAGCUACAGAUGUACCAGCAGCAGUAUGAGUUCACAGCCAAUGCUGUGACGUCCGACUGUGAGAUGGACAUGUAUGCCGUCUAUGAGUCGAUGGGUGAGACGUCUCCAGACAACAGAGACACGGACAACAGGCCAGCAGCAGGAAGGGUUGUAUUGACACACGACCUGGACAAGCUGAGUAAAGCAGUUGAUGAGCUACAGCUGGGGGAGGUUCAAGUCGUCCAUGAUGUGUGUGACACCGAGUUUUCUCCUGUUCUACAUCACACCAUUGACUGCAAGGAAGAUGGGGACGGGAAGGAUCCUUCGGUGCGUGACGUCACAGUGUUGACUGUUGAUGGCAUCAAAGUAACGGUAGUUGCAGAUUACAAUAACAAGAUACUCAAAACAUAUUACACAUCAAACUUCAAAUCCUUUCAUAAUCAGCUCCUGCUUUCUAAUUAUCCUUGGCAAAUAGCCAAGUUAUGUAAGAUUCAGAUAGCUGUCAGUGUUCCAAGCAGAAUGGAAAUAGUUACAGUGAAUGUUACCCCAGAUCCUGUAUUACUGUCAACUAUCAAAACAAGCAAGCAGUACUUCGCCCUAGCCUCUCUGAGUCCUUCACAGCUGGCGGCAGGUACAGAUAGACAGUCUCACUCUGUGGACAUAUUGGACAUGACAGGGAGGAUACUGAGGUCUAUCAACACGGGGGUGAUAGGGAAUCAAGACCACAUCCACGUCACCAGGAACAACAACUUGAUAGUCAGUGAAAGAGACGUAAAAUCCCUUGUAUCUGUGACCAGUGAAGGAGCCGCUGUUUUCACCUACACUCCCACAGGAGACAGAGCUCUGACAUAUCCUUGGGGUAUCACAACAACCAGCACUGGAGAUAUCCUGCUUGUAGACUAUGGCUCCCACAAGGUGAUUCAGCUGACACAAUCGGGGCAGUUUGUCAGAGAUGUCCUCACACGCCAGGAUGGUCUGGAACAUCCUGUUGGUGUCUGUCUUGAUGGUGACGGUCUGCUGUAUGUUACGUCUGCAAGAUAUGUAAAAGUAUUCAAAUUCUGCCGGCGCUGAAUUUUAAAAUAGAGAUAAUUUUUAUCUCCAUGCACAGUUGAAGAUAUACAAAAUUGACAACCGACAAUGUCCAGAUUGGCUCUUGUAAACGUAAUUCCCCAUGUCAGUGAUUAAACCGAGGACGAUCUUUCACGUGUAGAAAUCUGACCUGAUUUGUAAAGGACAUUUGUUAAAGGAACGCAUAGUGACAGGGUUCGUUCCGAUUAUGUUUCUAGGUUUGUCAGCGCCAUACCCGUGCUCCUUGGUUUCACCAAUAAGGGGAUACCGUCUGAGACCUGCAUCACUUCGGCUUUCCUUCCACAUUAAGCUGACACGCCGUGAUAUAACUGGAAUGCUGUUCAAAGCAGCGUAAAACCCAACUCACUCACUCACAGUGACAGAACUAAAUGAGAAACCUGUUCACAUAGUUGGGUAUGGUUCAAGCCUUUAGAUAUCAGUUAAACAACAUAGCUCGCCAAGGCUUCAACGUGUGCUGAACAAAUAUAUAACACAACGAGCGUUCAGCUGUUUGUGGAGGCUAUAGUAGUGCAUGGAUGCUUUGAGAAUUGGUUUAGAUGUGUCCUCAUUGGUAUCAGUUAUUUGUACUGAUGUAUAGUGUUUCUGAUUGGUUGAAGUAACAGUAAAUAUCCCUAUAACAUUAAACAACUCUAUCUGGAUACAAAAAAGGAUAUAAAAAAUGUUUUGACGUUUGAAUAGUUUAAAUGAGGAAGAUGUCUUUUUGUGAUCUUGUCCGCUUCCAGAAACACCAGA